Molecule: messenger RNA, 2218 nt
Organism: Galeopterus variegatus (Sunda flying lemur)
Lineage: Eukaryota; Metazoa; Chordata; Mammalia; Dermoptera; Cynocephalidae
Gene: TNFRSF11A
Product: tumor necrosis factor receptor superfamily, member 11a, NFKB activator
Exons: 12
Coding region: 125-2218 (697 amino acids)
Biological process (GO): response to interleukin-1; multinuclear osteoclast differentiation; lymph node development
Cellular component (GO): external side of plasma membrane
Molecular function (GO): tumor necrosis factor receptor activity; cytokine binding
Source: RefSeq, a predicted model, not a curated record
GCUGGUGCUGUGCGCGCUGCUCGGCCCGCUGCAGGUGACUUUUCAGAUCACCCCUCCAUGUAGCAGUGAGAGGCAUUAUGAGCAUCUUGGACGGUGCUGUAACAAAUGUGAACCAGGAAAGUACAUGUCUUCUAAAUGCACUACUACCUCUGACAGUGUAUGUCUUCCCUGUGGCCUGGAUGAAUACCUGGAUACCUGGAAUGAAGAAGAUAAAUGCUUGCUGCAUAAAGUUUGUGAUACAGGCAAGGCCCUGGUGGCCGUGGACCCCGGCAACCGCACGGCCCCGCGGCGCUGCGCCUGCACGGCCGGGUACCACUGGAGCCAGGACUGCGAGUGCUGCCGCCGCAACGCCGAGUGCGCGCCGGGCUUGGGCGCCCAGCACCCCUUGCAGCUCAACAAGGACACGGUGUGCAAGCCCUGCCUUGUAGGCUACUUCUCAGAUGCCUUCUCUUCCACAGACAAAUGCAAACCCUGGACCAACUGUACCAUCCUUGGAAAGACAGUGGAACGUCACGGGACAGAGAAAUCAGACGUGGUUUGCAGUUCUUCUCUGCUGUCUAGAAAACCACCAAAUGAACCCCAGAUUUACUUGCCCAGUUUAAUUAUUCUGCUUCUCUUCAUAUCCAUGGCAUUAUUUGCUGCCGUCAUCUUUGGUGUUUACUAUAGGAAAAAAGGGAAAGCACUAACAGCUAAUUUGUGGCACUGGGUCAAUGACGCUUGCGGCCGCCUAAGUGGAAAUAAGGAGUCCUCAGGUGACACCUGCAGCAGCACUCACGUGACAGCCUCUGGUCAGCGCCAAGUCUGUGAAGGUGUCUUGCUGCUGACUCUGGAGAAGACACUUCCAGAAGAUAUGUGCUGUCCAGAUGGCUGCAGAGUCUGUGCGGGCCCAUGUGUGGGAGCUGGUCCCUACUCAUCAGGCAGAGAUGUCACCAUGCUGUCCUUGGUCAGCGAGACCGAGGCCGAGGGGGACCCUUUCAGGCAGAUUCCCAUGGAAGACGAGUACGUGGACAGGCCCUCGCAGGGCCCUGACUGUUUACUGCUCCUGACUCAGCCUGGAAGCAAAUCCAUGCCCUCUUUCUCUGAGCCCCUGGAGGUGGGGGAGAAUGACAGUUUAAGCCAGUGCUUCACGGGGACAGAGAGCAUGGUGGAUUCAGAAAGCUGCGACUUGGCCGAGCCCCUCUGCAGGACUGAUUGGAUCCCCGUGUCCUACGAAAAGUACUUGCAAAAAGAGGUGGAGGCUGGCAAUUGCCCCCACUGGGCAGCCAGCUCCAACUCGGCGGAUGGCUGCACAGGCUGUGGGAACCCUCCUGGGGAGGACUGUGAACCCAUCCUCGGUUCCCUGAAACAUGGACCCUUGCCCCAGUGUGCCUAUGGCAUGGGCCUUCCCCCAGAGGAAGCAGCCGGCAGGGCAGAUGGGGGAGACCAGCCCCACGACGACAACGGCGGGGCUGAUGGGAGGCUGCCAGGCUCGACUAGAGGAGGGGCUGGGUCUGGAAGCUCCCCUGGUGACCAGCCACCUGCAUCUGGAAAUGUGACUGGAAACAGUAACUCCACGUUCAUUUCCAGCGGCCAGGUGAUGAACUUCAAGGGCGACAUCAUCGUGGUCUACGUCAGCCAGACGUCGCAGGAGGGCGCGGCGGGGGGCGCGGCGGCGGCGGGGGAGCCGGUGGGCUGCCCGGUGCAGGAGCGUUUUGCUGAUGGUUUUCCCGGGUGUGUGUCUAAGCACCUUCGGGAAAAGGCUAGAAAUGUGAGGAACGGAGUGAGAAACGCGAGCGCUGUAAAUGGAUGUCACCCGGGCUCUCUCCCGGGGCAGACGUCCCCGCAGCCUCUGACGUCCUGUCACGUCCACGUCCGCUCAUCCCCCAGCCAGUUCUCUCUGCCUUUGCAUUUUCUGGACGUCUUCGGCCCCGACUCAUCCCUGUCAUUUCUCAGAGCAGCGGCAGCCGUCCUCAGCUCGCGGCCGGACUCUGCUCCCCGAAGCACGGGGCCACCCACUCCAGGCGACGACAAACCGGCAAAAGUCGCGACACUUCGGACCCCUCUCUCCCCUCCCCCGUCUCUGCAGGUGGACUCGGGCAGGGUGAAUCCAUUUUCCCGUAGAAACGAACGACGCCCGGCCUUCUCGGCGACCCGGCUACAGUCAUCUCAGGAUGUAAAUGAGACGACCUUAACUUUCGCUUCUAAACAAACCUGGCUGGUUUCCCCGUUGGAUUUGUAG